ACAGAAAUGGCUUUUCUUGGUGCCCACCUUGCAUUCAAAUCUCGUUGGCACAAGACAGAUGAGGAACUAUGCAGACACAGCAUGUCUUUCAUUCUUCACAAGGCCAUACGGUCAGACUUUUUUGAGAGCUACCUUUACCUGCUUGAAAGACAACCUCUAGUGAAGCUAUAUGCCCUGACUAGUGAAGUCAUUGAUGGAGAAAUGCAAUUUUAUGCCAGAGCUAGACAUUUCUACAGAGAUGUUCCUGCGACAGAAGAGGGCAUGAUGGGAGAUUUUGCAGACCUUUCAAAUACAGAUAUAGAAUCUUCCAGAGAGUUUCUGAGGAAAUUUGUAGGGGGUCCUGGAAAAGCAGGCACUGAUUUUGCUCUUGACUGUGGUUCCGGCAUUGGAAGAGUUAGCAAAAAUGUCCUCUUACCAGUUUUCAGCAACAUUGAAUUGGUGGAUAUGACGGAAGCUUUUCUUGAAGAAGCCCAGAACUACCUAGAGGAGGAAGGGGACAGGGUGGAAACCCUUUACUGUUACAGUUUGCAGGACUUUGUCCCAAUGCAAAGAAAGUAUGAUGUCAUUUGGAUACAGUGGGUUUCGGGCUACCUGACAGACAGGGAUCUUCUAGAAUUUCUUCUCCGCUGCAAACAUGGUUUAAAAGAAAAUGGAGUUAUUAUUUUAAAAGAUAAUGUAGCUAGGCAUGGCUGUAUCCUCGACCCCACCGACAGCAGCCUGAUUAGGGAUAUUCAUAUUCUUAGGAACAUCAUUCAUCGUACUGGAAUGACCAUCCUUGCAGAAGAAAGGCAACCGGGCUUUCCAGAGCUUUGCAUUCCAAUAUGGAUGAUUGCCAUGCAAUAAGGAAACUCUCUUUAUUGGUGUGAACUCCACACGCUCCUUGUGGGAGGUUAAAGAUUAGAGCAAACAACAUAUACAAUUGUAAUAAAGAAGAAACUCAUUGCUUGUAUAAGCACUAAUCACAACAUACUUAACUGUAUACCAGAUAGGUUUUAUAUGUGUUUAUGCUGAUUUUCUCAAAAAUACUUAAAAAUGAAAAUAUUGUAAAAGUUACCAUCUGUAUACAAAAGAUAUUAUAGAGUCAAUUUAUGACCCCCUACAUUAGUCACCCUAAUCUAAAUAGGAUGAAUGAAAUGUUAUUAGCAUUGAUUAAAUGGUGAUAAAAAAGAUUUUGACUUUUGGCGAAAAAAUUACAGUUGGUGGAAACAAAAAAACAAAAAAAAACCAUAGAUUAUAUGUAGACACCAGCUGUUAGUCACAAAAAGUAAUAAAUCAUGCUAAAAAAAUAGUGACAAAAAUAAAAUAAAAAAUAAAUAAAAUAGUAAGUUAUUGAAAUAUGGCAGACAUUUGAUGGAUAACAGGUUUGGCUAUAUUAUUAUUAUUAUUAUUAUUAUUAUUAUUAUUGUUAUUAUAAUCUUUGUUUAUGUAUAAAGCGCUAGCCUAUUACGAAGCGCUGUAACGUUAAGUAUAGAGUUGUGGAGUACAGUAAUCAGAAUACAUUUACAUGAAUCAUAAAGAGGGUACUGCCCUUGGGUCACUAUAAGAUAUAAACCAUCUUUAUGUAAGAUGUUCAACAGUACAGGUGGACUCACUUUUAUUGCUAUUAAUAAGAGAAGUAAAUUUGUUAUUAAAUUCCAAUACGACAUAUAGUGUGUGCAGUUCAAUAUUUGAUGCACACAUCCACUUUAGUCAGUAUAUGAGUAAAUUGUAUAAACAUAAAUUACACAGACAUAUGGGCUCCACUCUGAUGCAAUAUCUGUAUGUUUUUGUAUUUUCUAUAUAUUUAUUUAUUUAUUGUAUUUAUAUGGAUAACCAAAAAAAAUGUCAGUGAAAAUUAACUGAUUGUAAAUACAUUGCCAAAGUAUUUUUUCAUCAAUAUUUAAAUAUGUUUUAACACAAAACAGUAGAUUUGCAUAAUUAACAAAUGCAUGAUAAAAAGACAAUGUAAUAGCACUUAGCAUGAACUUCAAAUGAGUAGAAGAUAUGUUCUGACAAAUUUAAAAGUUAUGUCUAUUUCCACUCCUCAUGUAUCAUGUGACAGCCAUCAGCCAAUCACAAAUGCAUAUAUGUAUAGUCUGUGAAUUAUUGCACAUGCUCAGUAGAAGCUGGUGACUCAAAAAGUGUAAAUAUAAAAAGACUGUACACAUGUUGUUUAUGAAAGUAAAUUGGAAAGUUGUUUAAAAUUGCAUUCUCUAUAUGAAUCAUAAAAGUUUAAUUUUGACUUGAGUGUUCCUUUAAAACUCGUAUUUACUAGUCCUUUAAAGGAGACGCUUAUACAUUUUCCUAUCCAAUAAAUACAGUUUUUUAUAACAUGAUCACAAA
Messenger RNA from Bombina bombina (fire-bellied toad), 2322 nucleotides. It is a transcript of the gene NTMT2, whose product is annotated as N-terminal Xaa-Pro-Lys N-methyltransferase 2. The record is from RefSeq and is a predicted model, not a curated record. Gene Ontology annotation, biological process: N-terminal protein amino acid methylation. Gene Ontology annotation, cellular component: cytoplasm. NCBI's taxonomy places the organism in Eukaryota, Metazoa, Chordata, Amphibia, Anura, Bombinatoridae. The transcript has 4 exons. Gene Ontology annotation, molecular function: N-terminal protein N-methyltransferase activity. Bases 7 to 843 code for a protein of 278 amino acids.